Messenger RNA from Fibroporia radiculosa, 1590 nucleotides. RefSeq lists its product as uncharacterized. Lineage: Eukaryota; Fungi; Basidiomycota; Agaricomycetes; Polyporales; Fibroporiaceae. The transcript is spliced from 7 exons. The coding region runs from base 1 to 1590 and encodes 529 amino acids. The record is from RefSeq and is a predicted model, not a curated record.
AUGCAUCGUAUCAGCGGGAAACACGUUGUGGUUCAAAUAAGUCUCCUCUAUCCUCGCGUUCAUGGAAUCGUCGAUCGUCCCUCAAGCGGAAAAUACGCCGUUAUCAUUCCCUACACGUCGGACGACGGUGCCACAAGUGACUUUGCUUAUCGGGCCUUACACUCCACUAUGCCAUAUCGCCGACCAUCCCUUCUGCCUGAUGCAGACAAUUAUUAUGCAACACUAUCAGAAUUGGGUGGUGAGACGUCUGGUCCACAGAUAUACAACAAUCUCGAGCUGUCUACCGGUCAUCCACGUAUCGCAAGCAACUCAAAUAUCGUCGCUGCGCACAUCGUGACCCAAGGACAAAAUUAUACAUUCAGCAACACAGUCCCACCUUUACUCCAACCUUUUCGGGGAAUCCAUACAAAUGAUACGUUGCUGGGAGAGGCUCGGAGCUUUGCAACUCAAGGUUCCGCCGACUACGCCAAUCUAGCUCAUACUACAGCAGCUUCAUCUUCCACAGGCGACAAUGCUCUGUCGGCCUCGCUGAGCACUAUGCCAGACGAGAUACCUGCUUGGCCUCGCCACCCAAAUUCACAAAUGCAACCUGCCCAUCAUUCGCGCUCAGGGGACUCGGUUACGCUAAGACAUCAAUGCUUACCUGUCAGAAGAGAACACUCGGAUUACCGCAAUUUGAUCCCUCUAGCGGCUACUAGGUCCUUUCAACCUUCUGAUGUGUCUGUCCCGCGCGAUAACCCCAGCUUAUCCUACUUCUGUGGAAACAAUCAACACCCUCACUUGUCUUAUGCAUACAAACCCGGGCCUAUGGUAGACCUGCUCGAGACCAUUGACUACAGGCGGGCUCAAGUCCCUCAAGUGUAUACCGAUGCGUGGCCCGUGUUUAAUAUUGACUCCAGCGCGCCCGGUAUUGCCACUCAUGCACAGGAAAAUAGACUCGCUAGCCCUCAGUUCGAUAUACGCUGUCAGGACAUGUUAGGAUUCUCAGAAGUACAUCUCAACCCCGAGCUGUUCGGAUCUACUGCAAGGUUCCCCUCCCAAAUGCAGAGUGUCGGCACCGCAGCGCCUGUUCCAUAUGCACAGCGCUGUGAUGGGAGUCAGCCUGUAACAGGAGACCGUAUCCCCGAGCAUGGCCUCGUCAGUCCUUCUGCCUAUAUUUUUCCGGACGCGCGCAGUACUGCUAAUUUGUCAUGCGGUAUGUAUAUGCAUGACAUUUUUUGCGGGCCGGAUGGUAGCAUGUUUCCCUCUCCAUCGACCAGCGCAUCCAUGAUACAUUGUGACGACAAUAUUGAGGCGGCUUAUCAGCCCAAGACGAGUCCCGGGGUUGCUUAUGACUUGUUCCAGAAACCACCGUCAGCUAUACCCAAUAAUACUUAUGUGUCUGCAGAUGUGGACUGCAGCUUGACACUUGCACGGCAAGUGUCAGACCAUCGUGGAAACAACGUAGCUCCUCUCCAAUCCUCAGCUGUACAACGCCACGCGAGUGGGAGGGAAGCAGCCGUCAUUUCUCCAGUGUCCAGCGCAACACAAUCCACACUCAAGGAGAGCUUCGCUACCAUCACAAAGUCAUGUCAAACACCACCACGCUGA